AUUAAAACGACAAAAGCGCAACCCCACCAUUUUUAACAAACCUCUCUCUCUCUCUCUCUUUUAUGUUUUCUUCCUCUCUCCUUGAGCUUCUUACACCACCACCGCCGGCGCCACCACCACCACUUCCUCCUCCCUCUGCUUCUCUUCUUAAGCUACUUCCACCACCACCUCCUUCCCUUAUCAUCAUCGUCGUCAUAAAAUAAUUGACGAAGCUGCGUGAUCUCCAUGAGUUCUACAACAAAUCAAGCCAAUCAACGGAAACAGCUGAGAGAAAUUUUUGCCCGGUUCGACAUGGAUUCCGAUGGCAGCCUUACACUCCUUGAGCUCGCAGCACUUCUACGGUCUCUUGGAAUCAAGCCAACGGGGGACCAGAUUCAUAACUUGUUAGCUAACAUGGAUUCUAAUGGGAAUGGGUCAGUGGAAUUUGAAGAAUUGGUCAAUGCAAUAUUGGUCCCAGAUCAGAUGGAGCAGCAGGAGGAGGAGAUAUUGAUCAACCAGGAGCAACUCUUAGAGGUAUUUCGAACUUUUGAUCGCGACGGCAAUGGAUAUAUAACUCCGGCGGAGCUCGCCGGCUCAAUGGCUAAGAUGGGUCACCCUUUAACUUAUAGAGAGCUCACAGAGAUGAUGCGAGAAGCUGAUAGUAAUGGUGAUGGUGUCAUCAGCUUCAAUGAAUUUGCCACCUUAAUGGCUAAAUCAGCCACUGAUUUCCUUGGCCUCACCAGCUCUUUCUUUUAGCUCUUGGAACUGAUGAUCUCUCUCUUUGUUUGGAAUUUGAAAUGUUUUUCUAGGGUUCUAGUUGUUUUUUUUUUUGUUAGAAUCUUCUUUAAAUUCUUGAUAGGAAUUCCAUGUAAAUGAUGAAAACAUGAAUCCAUGUUACUAAUCCCUGUUCUUACUUAAAACAACAUAUUGGAUCUAAAUACAUCAGGUCUUUGAGAAA
Macadamia integrifolia is the source of this 937-nucleotide messenger RNA. RefSeq names its product probable calcium-binding protein CML16. Lineage: Eukaryota; Viridiplantae; Streptophyta; Magnoliopsida; Proteales; Proteaceae. The transcript has a single exon. The record is from RefSeq and is a predicted model, not a curated record. Gene Ontology annotation, molecular function: calcium ion binding; enzyme regulator activity. Bases 226 to 735 code for a protein of 169 amino acids.